Guillardia theta CCMP2712 is the source of this 513-nucleotide messenger RNA. RefSeq names its product small subunit ribosomal protein S12e_1, cytoplasmic. Gene Ontology annotation, molecular function: structural constituent of ribosome. The coding region runs from base 26 to 451 and encodes 141 amino acids. Gene Ontology annotation, biological process: translation. The record is from RefSeq and is a predicted model, not a curated record. The transcript is spliced from 2 exons. NCBI's taxonomy places the organism in Eukaryota, Cryptophyceae, Pyrenomonadales, Geminigeraceae. Gene Ontology annotation, cellular component: ribosome; cytosolic small ribosomal subunit.
GGACGACCCUUUGGUGACCUCCAAGAUGGCAGACGACGAGCCCGUUGAAACCGAAGAACAGCCCCAAGUCCCCGCUGAGGGCGGAGUCAUGGAUCUCAACUCUGCGUUGAAGCAGGCGUUGAAGAAGGCUCUGAUCCACGACGGGGUCGCCCGUGGUGUGCGCGAGGCCGUCAAGGCUCUCGAUCGCCGCCAGGCACAUCUUUGCAUUCUCGCGCAGGACUGCGACUCUGCCGAGUAUGUUCGCCUUGUCGAGGCUCUCGCUCAGGAGAGCGGCAUCAAGAUCGUCAAGGUUCCUGAUGGCAAGACUCUGGGCGAGUGGGUUGGUCUCUGCAAGCUUGACCGCGAGGGCAAGCCCAGGAAGGUAGUCAAGUGCUCGUGCGCUGUCAUCAAGGACUGGGGCGAGCAGAGCGAGGCCAAGAACUUCCUCAGCGAGCAGCUCGCCAGCUCUUAGGCGACGGGACCUGUGGAUAUUCAUUCUUUCGUUAAACUGUGAAUGAUGUUGCAUGUCUAUCU